AUGAGCCUCGAUUGGCUAUAUAGCUCCAUCCAUCUGUUCCUUCGUCCACGUCGCCUCGGCCACUCGUGGGGCUCAAUUGCACUCCUCCGUGGAUGGCAGUUGCGUGGCUCAGUUGAUAUCUGCCCUCUUGCCUACCUUUGCCAACUGAAGUGUCCAAAACUGAAAUUUGACCGGUACUCGGAUAUCAUCGAUCUGUCGCCUCCGGUAGAACAGUUACUGGCCCAUUCUCCCAGUGUUGGAGUGGCCCAAAUUAAGACCCGUGCUGGAUCCGACUCCAAGAAGUCUCCAGUUCUUUCUCGAAUCCCGCUCCCCAGUACCCAUGAAAACAUCUACACCAUCCCCAAUAUCCUAACCUUCUCACGUCUGGUCGCUGCCCCUAUGGUAGGGUAUUUUUUGGUCCAUAACCAGCAUGUGGCCGCGCUAAGUCUCUUUGCAUAUGCUGGCAUCACGGACCUCGUUGACGGUCAUAUUGCACGACGCUAUAACCUCCAAACAGUGGUCGGAACGAUUAUCGACCCGAUGGCCGACAAGCUGCUCAUGACCAUUGGUGUGGCUUGUCUCGCAGUCAACGGGUCUAUCCCUCUUUGGCUUGCAGUCAUCAUUCUCGGGCGAGAUGUCGGUCUUGCCCUAUCUGCGAUCUACUAUCGCUGGAUCUCUCUCCCUCCGCCCAAGACCAUGGCCCGGUACUGGGACUUUUCUCUCCCUUCUGCAGAAGUGAAGCCCACGACGAUUUCCAAAGUCAACACGGCCUUGCAGCUUCUGCUCGUUGGAAGUGCCAUCGCAAUGCCGGUGGUUCCUGAAGCGUUUUUAGAUGCAUUGAACCUUAAGGAAAUAAUGACUGGAUUCCAGUGA
Aspergillus tanneri is the source of this 852-nucleotide messenger RNA. RefSeq names its product cardiolipin synthase. The transcript has 3 exons. Gene Ontology annotation, biological process: cardiolipin biosynthetic process. Gene Ontology annotation, cellular component: membrane; mitochondrion. The coding region runs from base 1 to 852 and encodes 283 amino acids. The record is from RefSeq and is a predicted model, not a curated record. Lineage: Eukaryota; Fungi; Ascomycota; Eurotiomycetes; Eurotiales; Aspergillaceae. Gene Ontology annotation, molecular function: cardiolipin synthase activity.